Messenger RNA from Siniperca chuatsi (mandarin fish), 1938 nucleotides. RefSeq names its product ADP-ribosylation factor-like protein 4C. Gene Ontology annotation, molecular function: GTPase activity; GTP binding. Gene Ontology annotation, biological process: intracellular protein transport; endocytic recycling. NCBI's taxonomy places the organism in Eukaryota, Metazoa, Chordata, Actinopteri, Centrarchiformes, Sinipercidae. The record is from RefSeq and is a predicted model, not a curated record. The coding region runs from base 701 to 1279 and encodes 192 amino acids. Gene Ontology annotation, cellular component: cytoplasm. The transcript has a single exon.
CAGCGCGGCGGGCUGGCCGGCUGGUCUGGCUUCAUACACAACGUGUCGUUACCGAGGAGGAGGCGGCAGCUUGGACCUUCGGCGUUUGUAGGAACCGGAUCUGCUCAGCAGCUCGUGGGGACGCUCGCUGCCUCAUUGGCACAUGUCCCGGCGGGGUGGAGCGUAGCGGGGCCGCCUCUUGUUUUGCGGUCUUGUUUUGUCAGCCUCUCAACAGUGCAGCUGCAGCGGCCGUCCGGAGAGCAGCGUCCGACCCCAGCGGAGGAUCUUCGGUGGACGUUAUUUCUCCCGUUUUCGACCGCAGGGGCGCAGUCAGAAGCCUGGGAGGUGGAUCCGCCUGCGCGCAGCUUCCAGGGGCAGCGUUUGGUCGAGAGGACCGAAUCAGAGGACACGGCGGGUUUCCAGGCUGGCGUCGUCCCGUCCUGACGGACUGUUUUGCCGCUGGAGCCUCUUCGUCGCCGGAUGGAUGCGAGUGCGCGGGGAGAAUACCAAUGAACGGCGCGCUGCGUCCUGCUGAGGCGCACCGCGUCCCCCGCUGCUGCUGAGGGCCACAGCAGAGCCGACCAGUCGUCCAGAGCGCGCCGGGGCCCUGCGGACCACCUCGGUCUCGACCUGAGGGAUUUCACACCCUCAGACCAGGAAUUACUGAGCGGGUUUUAUUUGCCAGACUCGGGUUGGAUAAAACCCUCCAGCAGCUGCAGACAUGGGCAACAGCUUCUCCAACAUCUCUGCCUUCCAGUCUCUUCACAUCGUCAUGCUGGGUUUGGACUCUGCUGGGAAGACCACAGUCCUUUACAGACUCAAAUUUAACGAAUUUGUCAACACGGUUCCCACGAUCGGGUUCAACACCGAGAAGAUCAAGCUGAGUAACGGCACCGCGAAGGGCAUCAGCUGUCAUUUCUGGGACGUGGGGGGCCAGGAGAAGCUGAGGCCCCUGUGGAAGUCCUACAGCCGGUGCACCGACGGGAUCAUUUAUGUUGUGGACUCUGUGGACGUUGACAGGCUGGAGGAGGCCAAGACCGAACUGCACAAAGUCACCAAGUUUGCGGAGAACCAGGGCACGCCGCUGCUGGUCAUCGCCAACAAGCAGGACCUGCCCAAGUCUCUCCCAGUGGCGGAUAUUGAGAAGCAGCUGGCUCUGCACGAGCUCACCCCCUCCACCACCUAUCACAUCCAGCCUGCAUGCGCUAUAAUAGGUGAGGGGCUUCACGAGGGUAUGGACAAACUGUAUGAAAUGAUACUGAAGAGGAGGAAAUCCCUCAAACAGAAGAAGAAGCGAUAACGGCCGCUGCUCCUGUGGACAGUGUUUCAGUCUAAUUUACUGUAAGGAAUCAACAGGUUUACUUUGCAGUGAUUUUCUUUUAAAAUAUCCUGUGUUUGGAUUAAAGCUGUUCGAUGCUGUGAAGCUCUGCUGAAUGAUGCUUUUGCAGGACAUAACGUACAAAACAACCAAAAAGACAAAAGAAAAGAAACUUGAAAGGACUCUUCAGAUCAGCGUGGAGGAAGAUGAACAGCUGGCCUGUUUAUCUGCUGCUGCAUCGUGGACUUUGAACAGUUUGACUCUGAAGAAGCAGCUCCUGCUGUAGCUCGCCGAGGACUCAUAUGGGCUCCGGUGGUUUUUAUUUCCACCCACAGGAGGUCUACUGUGGAGACACGAGUCUGAUUUUGCACGAGGCUCGGGUCGCUUGUGCCCCCUGCUCUUUUUCUUUUGGACAGCAGGCACCAGGCUUUGAUUAUGGAUGUCAUGCCGACUGUUUUUCUGGAGCAUUGAAGUAGCCUUUCCUCUGUGUGGAGGACAGACUGUCCACUACUUUGCACUUUUCAUUUCCUAACAAACAGUAGAGAACUACACUGUAUUAAUAGAGGAGCAGAUCCAGGUGGUUUAUGUACUAAGAAACCAAACUUUAAGUAUUUUUUGAAUAUUAAAAGAGUCAAAAUCCA